UUUAGUAAAGUUGUGAUAUAUUUUAUUGUCAUAAUAGGUUAGUCAAUGGUAUGAUUUAGUUGUAUUUACAGCAAGCAUGGAAAUUUAUGGUUCAGCUGUAGCAGACAAAUUGGACAAAGGCAGGGGUGUAUUCAAGAGAAGGUACUACCGCCAGCAUUGCACGUUAGAUUGUGGAAGUUAUACUAAAGACUUGUCUGCAGUCAGCGAUGACCUUUCAAAGGUAUUUAUAGUAGACAAUUCACCAGGAGCUUACAAAUUAUUUCCAGAAAAUGCAAUACCAGUUUUGUCAUGGUUUUCAGAUCCAAGCGAUGUAGGCCUGUUAAAUCUGCUCCCAAUGCUUGAUGCACUGAGGUUUGCAAGUGAUGUCCGAUCUGUACUUAGACGAAAUAUUCAUGUCAAUAGAGUAUAACCAUGAAUAUUGUAUUAACCAGACUGAAUUAUUAUUUUGCAUGAAACAGUCUAAUUAUUUUUUAUAUCAAUUUUAUCAUUAAAACCCAUUAAAAUCAUGAUAUUAUUACACCUUA
This is a messenger RNA of Anneissia japonica, 524 nucleotides long. RefSeq names its product CTD nuclear envelope phosphatase 1A-like. The transcript has 3 exons. Gene Ontology annotation, molecular function: protein serine/threonine phosphatase activity. The record is from RefSeq and is a predicted model, not a curated record. The coding region runs from base 77 to 409 and encodes 110 amino acids. Lineage: Eukaryota; Metazoa; Echinodermata; Crinoidea; Comatulida; Comatulidae.